UGGACAGCCAAUAGCUGAUCAAGGACUAUAUAUGUCUUGGCACGUGCUUGAUACUAUCUUUCUGUAYCAAUCAAAGAAGAUGAUCGGUCAAUUUCCAAAUCAAUGAGAGACAAGACAUACCUUCUACUAUAUAAAAGAGUGCUAUUGUUGCUAUGUUACUUUAGAAGUCCGAUGAGACCAUUCGCCACAUCGCAGGACUUCACAUGCACAUUGUACAUAACAACGGAACAUGUAUUUUCCGGAUUCAGUGUGGUCACGUUUUWUGACCCUACAAGACUAGCUUCGUGCUUCCUUUGAAAAAGCGUUUACAGAAUGGGAUUUUUUCAAAGAAGAAGGCAGCGUCUCUUACUGAUAUUCAUUUGUAUUUGCACCUUUGUUAGUGUUAUACUACUUAGCUUUAAAUCGGCGAAAACCGGUGUAUUAGAAUUCCAAAGUUCGCGCGUCAUACUUCGUAAAAGGGUAGAGAACGUCUUACAAACGGGGAAAACAAAAUUGCAAGAAUAUCUUUUAUUYACCGAAGCUCCAACGAUUGACGCAGAAAGAGUUCAGCUAAAGGCGAUAAAUGCUUCAUUCCAGUCCAAUUUUGUGAUUGUUGACUCAGUCAAUCAUGACAUCCCUCCUGACAACCAAGCCUCUUUCGUCGUCGUCAUUCCCCGUCGCAUAAUCAGAGGAACGAAAUUGCACAUUUUCAAUAMAAACGAUGAACAAUCAGCCAUGUUCGCUGGUAGUUUGCUAAGUAGUGUAAACAAAUUUGAUGGGCUGGCUUGCUUACCACGUAGUCUUAGAGAACUUGCUCUAAGCCAACAUUCUGGGUCAAAGGAAGAAUUAAAAGGUUUAUUCAAUAAAACUUGGUGCAAUUUUAAAAAGAGAGAUUGGAGUAUCCAAAUUAGAAAUAAUGGUAAACUGGAAGCAUUUCAAUUCAAAACGCCCGAUGGACCUUCGCAUGAUAGACUACACAACAGACCUCUUAGCUUGAUUCAGAUGUGCAACAUCGUUAAUGAACCAUUCGUCAUGAAGAAAGAAUCGUUUAUAAAAUGGAGAGGCCUACGACACGAUUUUGGAAGACUUUCUCUCUUAGAUUUCUUUGUACGCACAGGUGGACAACUAAAGAUUGGAAAGUCCGCCGAUUGUUUUUAUAGUGACGACCUUUUUGAACUUGACAGAGGUAGGCUGAACGAUGAGGGAGAUUUUCCCGAAUACUCGAAUUUUGGCGUCGCCCAUAAUGUUCUUCGUAUCAUAAUGGAAGACAGAAUUGAAUGGACAAAGUGUGUGGCUACAGAUAAACUCUGUAAAGAAGAACCAUAUCGUGGUCCYCCAACUACACUUCCUGGAAUUGCUCAGCCUAUUUGUUGUAGUGUGAUGUUAGGUCAGAUUUUGAAAGAUGCUGUUGCGGUUUUUAACAAACUUGGGAUUCAGUACCAAGUUGUUUUUGGGACCUUGUUGGGWGGAGAGCGCAGUGGAGCAAUCAUUCCCUACACUCGCGAUAUCGACUUYACUCUCGAACCUAAAUAUGGAGGAAAUCAAGAAAGUUACGCCACUUUGCAGAAACACUUUGGCAACAAAUACUUCAUUUCAGGRCAUUCUUUUAUAGAUUUUCCGCGGUUGGUACCACUUAUGCCAGUCCAUUUGAAUAUCACGACUGCGCCAUUCUUUAAAGACGADUUUGACCUCGAAGGAGAUGCCUUCUUCAGUAGAACAGUAAACGAAACARUGCAGGAAUUUUUACCUUUUAGUGCAACUGUAUGGAAUACGAGGGCUUACGCCGACUUUUAUGGAUCUGCUAGACGGCACUGGAAUGGGUCAUCGACUACAAUUAUAAACGGAGCUAAAUAUACCACAACAAAAGACAAAAAUGCUGACUUAAUAAGAUAUUACGGAAGUGAYUGGAAAAAUCCUGCAGCCAAUUCUUUUUCUGGUCAUUCAGACUCAAAAUCGAAUGGCGCGCUAUAUGUCAGUCGUCGUCGUAAAUAAUAAGCUAGACCUUUACUCUAUGACGUAAAUGCUUACGAUGUAAGCCRGAAGUGAAUGGGCUUCUCCGAAGAUGUUGGUUCUGCAGAACAAAAGCGAGGCUAUGGCUAGGUCUCGUGUUCUCAAUAGAUGUAGAAAAUUGCUCUGCAAUCAAUAACGUUACGCUUUGAUAUCAUAUUUUGGCUGCAAAGUGUUUACUAAGGCCGAUUUAGACGGCACAACUUUUGCCUACAACCAUCGCAUGCAAUCUGCUAAAGUCAUCCUUACAACAUGGCUACAACUGUCGUGGAGCUAUUGAGCAAUUGUUUUAAAUCCCUACGACAGUUGUAUCCAUGUUGUAAGGACGACUUACGUAGGUUGCAUGCAAUGGUUGUAGGCAAAAGUUGUGCCGUCUAAUUCAGUUAAAGUCUAUUUCUGUCGAAUGCUAUUUAGUCACUGCAUCAUCACAGUUUUUCAUAUCGUUUUAUUUUUGGUAUUUUAUGAAAAGUUCUCUUURCUACUUCGACGAUAAUUCCUGAAUAGGCAUGACUAAGUCGAAUGCACUUUUCCCUUUUAUUUUUUUGCUUGCUCAGCAAUUUUCUUCAUCCGCCAAUGUGAAUUCGUGGAAAUAUUACUACGAAGCCAAAGCCUGGCUUUGGUAAAACAUCUUUGGAAAAGGCCAUUGAAAAAAAUAGAAAACAAAGAAAUGAAAGCGAGGACCUUCAGGAAUUAAGAUGGAAAAUAUCUAGGGAUUCCAUUUGUAAGAACAUUAACUUUUCUUGGUGAUGUCCCUCUUGUUAAUAAUUUUAAUGAGAUUUAUAGGUACUACCACUGUAGGCUACUUUGACAUAGCUAAGGUAAGGGUUAGAUCUGUAUGUGGUGUAACUGCUACAACUGUUGAAGCGAUAGUUAGUUCCUUGAUUUACAAAUGGUUCUAGUGUUAGAAUAAGAGAUUUGUUUUCCCAGGUUAGGAUAGUCAAAAUUUCCCCUCAAUACUUUGUACGUUACAUACUCCAGGGUCGUGCGCAGGUUGGUUUUGAGGGGGGAUGGGUGGGAGGGGGGGCUUUUAGCGGUUUCAGGACUAUCAAGAAGGCGAUUGACUUUGGGUCAAGACUUCGGGUGCCAAUGAAGRGKUUUUGUCAGUUGCGGAACCCCUGGAUCUACCCCUUGCGCACGCCYCUGUUUUUUCUUUGUUUGUUUGUUUGUUUUUCGGAUACAACGGAUCAUCGUUAGCGCUAUAGCGCUGACUGUUAUAUCUGGCUUAUAUUUUUAUCUAAAUUUAAAAAUUGUCAUCUUUACCCA
This is a messenger RNA of Exaiptasia diaphana, 3249 nucleotides long. RefSeq lists its product as uncharacterized. The transcript has 3 exons. The coding region runs from base 313 to 1971 and encodes 552 amino acids. The record is from RefSeq and is a predicted model, not a curated record. Lineage: Eukaryota; Metazoa; Cnidaria; Anthozoa; Actiniaria; Aiptasiidae.